AAAUUUCAAUUAGAGACCUUAGAUUUGUCAGGUCAAGGAGAUGGUGGAGUGUUUCCCAAGUUCCUCUAUUAUCAGCGUAAGUUAGAGUAUGUUGAUCUGUCAGAUAUUAAAAUGAAGGGAGAGUUUCCACAUUGGUUGAUUGGAAACAAUUCAAAAUUAUACACACUUUACUUGCCUAGUUGUUCUCUUUUAGGGCCUCUCCACUUGCCAAUUCAUUCCCAUGUGUAUUUGUCAGACUUAGAUAUCUCUGACAACAGCUUCAACAGUCCUAUUCCAACAGAAAUUGGAGUACAAUUUCCAAAUUUAAAUUUUCUAAACUUGUCUGGGAAUGGUCUCAUUGGUGACAUUCCUUCAUCAUUUGGGAAAAUGAGCCAAUUGAUAAAAUUAGACUUGUCCAACAAUCGACUAUCAGGCAUAAUACCCCAAGACUUGAUUGUUGGAUGUAUUUCAUUAUUUAAUCUCAUUCUUUCAAACAAUAAUUUGCAAGGCCAAAUAUUCCCAAAACAGGCUAAUUGCAAAGAAUUGGAUCGAUUAUUGUUGGAUGGCAAUCAAUUCACUGGAAGUAUCCCAUAUAGCAUACUUAACUGCACCUUGUUGAAUAUGCUGGAUGUGAGUGAUAAUCAUCUCUUUGGUAGCAUUCCUGGUUGGAUAAGGAAUAUGACUUUUCUUCAAGUCUUGGAUCUAUCAGAGAACAAGUUCUCUGGAACCCUACCAUCUAGCUUUGUCCUUCCACAGAUCAGAGAAGUUUAUUUAUCGAAUAAUAGGCUACAAGGACCACUGACAAAUACAUUUUACUAUUGUUCUGAAUUAAUGACAUUGGAUCUUAGUCACAACUAUUUCACUAGAAGGAUUCCAGAUUGGAUUGGCAAGUUUCCAAAAUUGAGCUAUCUUCUUUUGGGUUAUAAUAAUCUUGUAGGUGAAAUACCAAUUCAGUUGUGCAACUUAGGCCAAUUAAGCUUGGUUGAUCUUUCUAAUAAUAAUCUUUCUGGCCAUGUCCUCCCUUGCAUAACCGCUGCUAGCAAUAAGGUUAGGCAAGAAGAAGUUGGCACGUAUAUGGCUUCAUCUCCAGCUUAUAUGAAACAACCUUUGGAGUUUACAACAAAGAGUAUAUCGUAUUACUUCCAAGGAAGCAUUCUCAAGUACAUAUCAGGGCUUGAUCUGUCCUGCAACAAUUUGACAGGUAAAAUUCCUGCUGAAAUAGGAAAUCUUAGCAUGAUCCAGGUGUUAAACCUGUCCCAUAACAGUUUGACUGGAUUGAUUCCGCAAUCAUUUUCAAACUUGAAGCAAAUUGAGAGCUUGGAUCUGUCCUACAACAAAUUGAAUGGCAAAAUCCCUCAACUCACUCAACUACAUUGGCUAGCUGUCUUCAGUGUAGCACACAACAAUUUAUCUGGCAAGACACCUGAGAUGGUUGCACAAUUUGCAACAUUUGACAAUAGUAGCUAUGAGGGAAACCCUUUCCUUUGUGGACCUCCGUUGUCUAAAAGAUGCAUUUCGUCAUCAAUAAUGCCAAGAGUUUCAGAGGAUAAAAAAGAUCGUAAAAGAGAUGGUGGCUUUAUGGACAUGGAUGCUUUCUAUGUGAGUUUUCUGAUUUCUUAUGCCAUAGUGUUGUUGACCAUAGCUGCCAUUUUGUACAUAAAUCCAUAUUGGCGAAGAGCAUGGUUCUAUAUGAUAGAGUUGAGCCUCACCAACUUCUACUAUUUUCUGGUGGACAAUAUUCCUUUUGUGUUUAGAUGCUAUUGUAGUCUGGGUCUGCUAUGUACUUUAGAAGCGUUCAACCUUGAUGAGUGA
Messenger RNA from Hevea brasiliensis (rubber tree), 1791 nucleotides. Its product is annotated as cuscuta receptor 1-like. The record is from RefSeq and is a predicted model, not a curated record. The transcript has a single exon. Gene Ontology annotation, molecular function: protein binding. NCBI's taxonomy places the organism in Eukaryota, Viridiplantae, Streptophyta, Magnoliopsida, Malpighiales, Euphorbiaceae. Bases 112 to 1791 code for a protein of 559 amino acids.